AAAAAAAGAACUUGGAUAGUCUAAGCAUUUCAUUUGGUACCUAAUAAAAAAAUUACAAAAAACAUAUAGAAAUCUCCGUUAAAAAAUCUGAUCAAUUUUGUGGUCGUCGUCAUUUCUACGCCGACAGUGCUCAGGUGAUGGCCGGAAACGAAAGCCAAGAAUUCGUUUACAGAAUCAGUACCGCCGACGAGUGGUCGGAACUGCAAACUACUAAUUCUACAUUUGGUCAACAACUUGAUAAGGAUUCCGGUUUUAUCCACCUCAGCAACCUCAAUCAGGUGAAGUCGACCUUAGAAAGAUUUUACUUGAAUACUACAGACGAGCUUUUCCUGCUCCAGAUUGAUUGUAAAAAGCUUGGAGAUGGACUGAUUUAUGAAGAUGUGGAUGGUACAAAUGUUUUCCCUCAUUUCUAUGGCCCAUCUAAAAGCUUUGUUCCUCUCACCCUUGACAUGGUUGUGAAAGCAGAAAAAAUAAUUUCAUCAAAAGGUCAAUUUACUUGUAGCAUGUUGAAUUAGGAAGCUUGUUAUAUGUAGUAAUUCAUGCUUCUCUCUCCUUCGGCAUACGCAUAUUCUACUGGUUUUAAAUAAUUUGAUGUUUGAGUCGGUCUGUUUUUGUGUUUGAUCGUGUUAUCGAGUUUGAAAUUGUUUUGGGUGAUC
Molecule: messenger RNA, 656 nt
Organism: Helianthus annuus (common sunflower)
Lineage: Eukaryota; Viridiplantae; Streptophyta; Magnoliopsida; Asterales; Asteraceae
Exons: 4
Coding region: 138-515 (125 amino acids)
Source: RefSeq, a predicted model, not a curated record